Megalobrama amblycephala (Wuchang bream) is the source of this 773-nucleotide messenger RNA. RefSeq names its product tensin-3-like. Gene Ontology annotation, molecular function: protein binding. The coding region runs from base 48 to 758 and encodes 236 amino acids. The transcript has 8 exons. The record is from RefSeq and is a predicted model, not a curated record. NCBI's taxonomy places the organism in Eukaryota, Metazoa, Chordata, Actinopteri, Cypriniformes, Xenocyprididae.
UCAUCGUUCGAGACAGACACUCCUUCCGCGGCGCUUACGGACUGGCCAUGAAAGUGGCGACGGCGCCUCCAUCUGCGCUGCAGCAGAGCAAGAGAGGAGGAGACCCGUCCAGCGAGCUGGUGCGGCACUUCCUCAUCGAGUGCACGCCGAGGGGUGUCCGGCUCAAGGUAUGCCCUAAUGAACCCUACUUCGGCAGUCUGACGGCUCUGGUCUGUCAGCACUCCAUCACUCCUCUGGCUCUUCCAUGUAAACUCAUCAUUCCUGACAGAGAUCCUCUAGAGGACGCUGUUAGUGCAUCUUCACAGUCCAUCACCAAUUCUGCAGCUGAACUCUUGAAACAAGGAGCAGCCUGUAACGUGUGGUUUCUGGGUUCGGUGGAGAUGGAGUCUCUGACGGGGUAUCAGGCGGUGCAGAAGGCCACCAGUGAGAUCCUGAGUACAGACUCGCUCCCGUCCUCCACCGUAGUGCACUUCAAAGUCUCCUCGCAGGGAAUCACGCUCACCGACAACCAGAGAAGACUGUUCUUCAGAAGACACUAUGCAGUCAGCACAGUCAUAUUCUGUGCUCUGGACCCUCAGGACAGGAAGUGGAAACGAGACGGCUGCACCUCAGCAAAGAUCUUUGGAUUUGUGGCGCGGAAAGCGGGCAGCGGCAUGGAGAACGUGUGCCACCUGUUUGCUGAGCACGACCCCGAGCAGCCCGCCAGCGCCAUCAUCAAUUUUGUCUCCAAAGUCAUGAUUGGCUCACAGAAGAUGUGAUGUCAUGAAGAGGGC